Messenger RNA from Aspergillus welwitschiae, 256 nucleotides. RefSeq lists its product as uncharacterized. The transcript has a single exon. The coding region runs from base 18 to 173 and encodes 51 amino acids. The record is from RefSeq and is a predicted model, not a curated record. Lineage: Eukaryota; Fungi; Ascomycota; Eurotiomycetes; Eurotiales; Aspergillaceae.
GUUGUGUUGCAUUGAACAUGCGCCGCCGCCUGAUGAUUUUCUUGUUUCUUUUACUUUCUUGCUUUCUUUCUUUGCUUUUGCUCGGGCCCCAAGCUACCUUCGUCUGCACCUCCUGGUGCCUUACUCUACGGGGUAUUUUCCAUCAUGCUCGGAUCACCCUCCUGUCCUACUAGACAUUUGGCUAGUUCGUAGUAGUUUAAAGCCAUGACCGACAUAGUGUUGUUUCCACAGGGCCUGAUGAAUUCCCUACUAUUGA